AUGCCCGCAAUUAUGGUGAAUGAGUUUUCGUGGAGGCAAACGCCUGAAGAAAUCGUUAUCUCUGUCACGCUGACUGGAAAACCGAGGAAAGUCGACAUAUUUGCGAUUGGAAAUUAUUUAAAAGCAAGUUAUCCGCCGUUCAUCUUAGAGCUGUUUCUCUACGAAAAAAUCCUCGAGGACGAGAGCUCUUGCACUCUCAGCGAAGAACUGGCGAUUUUUACGUUGAAAAAAUUACAAGUGGGCAGAGAAUGGCAAAAUUUGACACAACAGGAUUUGACUAAAGAUGAAAAAAGGGAAAUUCGUAGUCAGGCACUGGAACAGGCGCGAUUGUCAGCGGAGGAGCGCGCUGAGGACCGCGCUGAGCGGCGUCAAUUGCUCCAGAGGAAGGCGGUGAGGGAGCAGAUAGAAUGCGACACUAGAGUCCAUAAUCAGAUUCAGGAGUUGCGAGAUGGUCAUCGGAGGGAGGCUAUGACGGAAUUCGAAGAUUGGAGACAGAAGGCGGAGGUACCAAUGUUCGAUCAGGAGACGGGGCUUCUUCAGGAGAAUAGAAAACAAUACAAAACCCCGGUGAACUGGUUCAAAGAUUCCCCAGACCCUGCGCCCAUUUCCAAAUCUCCAUCGGUUGCAGCCCUCGACAGCAAAAGUGUAAACCAAUUAGACGCCCCGCACGCAAGUAUCCAAGAAACAGGAGAAAAUAGGAGGGAAGAAGAUUUGAAACGAGGAAAAAAAAUAAUUGACGACAUUCUGAGAGGAAAAUAUCGUGGACGUAUGGAGAUAUUCGACGAUACCAGCGCUCCGAUGCCGCGCCAAUGUGGCAUGAUAAACGUGACCUUUUCGGAAAGGAUGUUUCCAACUCCAGCGAGGGAGAGUAAUCGACUCGAGGAGCAAGAGGUAUUCGGCAUUUUGCUUCCGAAUGGAAGCAUUUUAUUUUUAUUAUCGCAGUGGCUAAUGAAACAAGCCGAGGCCAGGAGAAAAUGUGGCUUCGCUACGGAGGAGCUCUCGCUGGAGGAGCAAGAUCCGCAGUGGCUCAAAGACAAGGGAGACGACUUCUUCAAAGUCGGCAACUACCUCGCCGCCGUGAGUGCCUACACACACGGCAUAAGAUUGAGUGGAAACAUGUCGUCGCUCUACGCGAACAGGGCAGCAGCGCAAUAUGCCCUGGGGAAUUAUAAUCGAUGCGCUGAGGACAGUUCAAAGGCGCUGGAGCUGAUGGUCCCAAAGUGCGAGGGUAACCGUGAAUCUCGUGCACGCUGUCACGCUCGACUUGGUGCCGCUCUCUGUAAAUUGUCGGCUCCACAGCACGGAAUCCCGGAAUUUGAGGAGGCCCUCAAAUUGGCCCCUGAAAAUGAUACCGUACGGAGGGACUUGGAGGAAGCAAAGCAUUAUUUUCAUCUUCAUAAUUGCGAGGAAUAAUCUCUUCCAU
Molecule: messenger RNA, 1423 nt
Organism: Diachasma alloeum
Lineage: Eukaryota; Metazoa; Arthropoda; Insecta; Hymenoptera; Braconidae
Product: dynein assembly factor 4, axonemal
Exons: 8
Coding region: 1-1413 (470 amino acids)
Biological process (GO): cilium movement; outer dynein arm assembly; inner dynein arm assembly
Molecular function (GO): protein binding
Source: RefSeq, a predicted model, not a curated record